Molecule: messenger RNA, 1022 nt
Organism: Drosophila ananassae
Lineage: Eukaryota; Metazoa; Arthropoda; Insecta; Diptera; Drosophilidae
Gene: thoc7
Product: THO complex protein 7
Exons: 3
Coding region: 148-966 (272 amino acids)
Biological process (GO): mRNA export from nucleus; mRNA processing
Cellular component (GO): THO complex part of transcription export complex
Source: RefSeq, a predicted model, not a curated record
AAUAAAUAUUUUAAAUUUUAUAUAGAAAAUCUCAUGUAAUUUGGAAUUAAAAAUUUAAAAAUACCAUUUUUUCCGAGAUACAGUAUUUUUUUUAACGCCAAGCCGGCAAGGAAACAUCUGGCACCACUUUUUCAAUACGGCCUGAGAAUGAACGACGAGGAAAUUAUAAAGCAGCGGCUACUGAUUGACGGCGAUGGAACUGGCGAGGACCGACGGCUCAAUGUGUUGCUUAAGCAGUUUCUCAAGUGGGCCAACUCCAAAAACGACUCGCCGGAGGCCAGCCAGAUGAUGUACGACCGACUGAUGGCCCAGUUCGCACAGUGCAAGCUGACGGCGAUGAAAAAUGUCCAAACGCUUCAGAUGAUCAACGCAGAAACAGAAAACUACAGUCGUCUGGUGGAGCAGCACGAGGAGAGCAUCGUGCUCGCCCGGGAGGAAAUCGAGGCCAGCAAAAAGGAACUUAUCACCGCCAAGCAGAUAAGGAAGAACAAAAUGGAAUAUGAUCUGCUGGCGGAGCUCAUCGAAAACCAACCGGACAGGAAUGGCACCCAGCGUCAGAUCGAGACCAUUCGGCGGGAGAUCGACGACCUGGUGCAGAAGAAGUUGAAGAUGGAGCGAAAGUUCCAAAAGCGGCGUAAUGAUUUCACCCUGCUCAUGUACACCAUCCACGAGCUGGAACAGCAGCUGGAUCAGGAUAACAGCUCUUCCUCGGCCUCGUCGACGGUCAGUGAAAGCGACAUCCGUUCCGGGCACGACUUGGACGACAACGGAAUCAUGGAGGUGAGCGACGACGACGACGAUCUCAACAAUAGCGGUCCCACCAAGUUCGAUGGUGCUCGUGGGGAGCCCAAGUAUCCAUCUGUGUCUACGGAGGACUCUAAAGCCAUGUCCGUUGAGGAGGAUACUGUGCUGGAACUUAGCAUUGAUAAAGAUGAGCACGACGUGGAUGUAGCAGUAGCUAGUUAGGUCUUAGGAUUCCCAUCAUUUGAAUAACAAUAAAUGCGAAACUAAUAUUUACAUUA